Solanum pennellii is the source of this 1424-nucleotide messenger RNA. Its product is annotated as omega-amidase, chloroplastic-like. The transcript has 10 exons. Gene Ontology annotation, cellular component: mitochondrion. Gene Ontology annotation, biological process: oxaloacetate metabolic process; L-glutamine metabolic process. The coding region runs from base 91 to 1107 and encodes 338 amino acids. The record is from RefSeq and is a predicted model, not a curated record. NCBI's taxonomy places the organism in Eukaryota, Viridiplantae, Streptophyta, Magnoliopsida, Solanales, Solanaceae. Gene Ontology annotation, molecular function: omega-amidase activity.
UAAUAAUUAGGGCCAGACAAAAUGUAUAGUGCCCUUCACCAUCACCUUCCCAUAUUGUUGACUCUCAUUUCCCACUAAAUCUGUACUUCCAUGGCAACAGUUGCUGUUCAGUCCUUAAUCUCUGCUCCACUGCAAAUUCCCAAAAUAACACAGUUCAAGAUUGGAAUUUGUCAGCUGAAAGUUACCACAGAGAAGAGUGCAAACAUCUUCAAUGCUCGUAGUCUGAUUCAAGCUGCUGCAGAACAAGGUGCAAGUCUUAUACUUUUGCCUGAAAUGUGGAAUUGCCCUUAUUCAACUGACUUGUUCGCAAAGUUUGCUGAGGACUUCAGCGAUAUAGACAGUGCCCCGUCAUUGCUUAUGUUAUCUGAAGUGGCUUCUUCCUUAGGAGUCACCAUUAUAGGUGGAUCGAUUCCGGAAAAGGAUGCCGGUCAUCUGUACAAUAGCUGCCCUGUGUUUGGGCCUAAUGGAGAGUUGAAGGCUAAGCACAGAAAAAUACAUUUGUUUGACAUGGGUAAGCCACUGCCAGGAGAAGUUCAAUUUAAGGAAUCAGACAACAUUUCCGCAGGAGAGAAGCCUACAGUUGUUGAUACAGAUUUUGGACGCAUCGGAAUAGGAAUUUGUCAUGAUAUACGAUUUCCUGAGCUCGCAAUGUCGUAUAGUGCCCGAGGUGCUCAUUUAAUAUGUUACCCUGGAGCAUUCAACAUGAGUACUGGGGCGACCCUAUGGGAGCUGGAGCAAAGAACAAGAGCGACCAAUGCAGUUGCACACACUUAUAAAAUCAGAAACUCCGAAUUUGCAAAGUUGUGUGCUGUAUUCUUAUUGCUCAUUCAACUCCGAUUUUACAGGGCAGUAGAUAACCAGCUUUAUGUGGCAUCUUGCUCCCCGUCUCGAGAUUCAGCCAGUAGCUACAUGAUAUGGGGUCACUCCACUGUGGUUGGACCGAUGGGUAAAAUUAUUGCAACCACCGGGCAUGAGGAAGCAGUUCUAAUUGCUGAAAUUGAUUAUGCUGCGAUUCAAUGGACAAGGGAAAGCCUCCCUUUGGAGAGCCAGAAGCGCAACGACAUCUAUCAAUUCGUAGACUUGCUCAGAGAAAGUCUCAACUCCUAAGAGGCUUUAAGAGCAGGACAUCUUGAUCAGCUAGCAUAUCAUAGUUCUGAAAUAGGUUACUGUGGGAGUUCUUACCAAGAAAGUUGUUUUGCUUAUUUUGUUGGCAAUCAUGGUUGUAUCUUCUUUUUAUGGUCAUUCCAAAAGACACUAGUUAACAAAUCUGGUAAAGUUUGGCAUCUCUUCAAGACACUUAUCAUUUGGAAGAGACUUGUUUCCACAGUUUGAACCCUCGAUCAAUCAUAUUGUUAUUCCUAAUCAUUGUAAAAUCCAAUGCUUACUCAGUAAUCAUUCAAGAAGAUCAUCUAUCUUUGUUGCAA